Priapulus caudatus is the source of this 2104-nucleotide messenger RNA. RefSeq names its product neutrophil cytosol factor 2-like. Gene Ontology annotation, biological process: superoxide anion generation. The record is from RefSeq and is a predicted model, not a curated record. Gene Ontology annotation, molecular function: superoxide-generating NADPH oxidase activator activity; protein binding. Lineage: Eukaryota; Metazoa; Priapulida; Priapulimorpha; Priapulimorphida; Priapulidae.
GUACAUUGAGGCAUAUCGCAACUUUGAGACAUCGAACGAUCGCAUGCGUGCUCACGAUCUAAUAGAUUACACUCAGCUGGGCAUGCGAUACAAGUUCUGCGCCUGGGAGGCAUUAUACAACACGGCACUGACUCACGCAGUCAUGGGACAGUUCUCGAACUCCUCCAGUUACUUAGAGCUGGCUCUCACGCUGUCACUGGAUGAACGCAGCACGGAGAAACUGCACAAGGCUCAGGACUACGUCAAGAGGAAGCAAGUUUUUCCUCUACACGAGCUACCCACUAAUUCUAUAUUUCGGCCGCCAAAAACGAUGACAUCCAAUCUCGAGAAGAAAGAUUAUCUCGGAAAAUCUGAGGUGGUCGCCUCCAUGGAGAAGCUCCCCAGCAGAAAGCCGAGUCCAAAGAGCUCACCGAAGCCCGGCCGUCGGGAUGCCAGCACCACGCAAACCACAUAUCAUAAUCCAAAAGACAAGCCAAAGAUUGCGCUGGCCGAUAGAACUCCCCAGUCCUAUGGGUCCAGUUCAAAUGCAUCUAGUCCGUCCAAGCUACCGAAGGUCCCACCUAUAUCUGCUAAACCCUCUGUCGUGCCUAAGGCUGCGUCGCUGUCAGUGCCUGCUACUGCCGGUCCAGCCCCUGAACGCACUGCUGCUCUUUCAAAUGGCAAGGGGAAAGUGUCAUCACACUCCUCAGGCCUCAAUGUGAGUGGCAGUAGUUCCGACUCUAGCCACUCAGUUGGAAAGCCAGUGGACAAGCCAGUCAUUGUCAAGGUGCACUACACAUACACCUGCGCUGUGCCUGUGAGACCCAACGCUAACUAUGCAACAUUCCACCAGCAAGUGGCAGGCAAGCUGCAGGGUGCUAAUAUUAGUCUGUGGUAUAAGAAGCGGAAAACAAGCAGCCUGCAACGCGUAUCAGCAGAUCGGGAUAUGCAUGAAUUGUGGGAUACGGCUUGCCCUUCAAGCUUUCUUACUCUAUGGUGCUAUGAACUUAUAGGAGAGGAAGCGGCCGAGGACGGCCAGACGUCGGUGCCGCUGUCGACGACAGAGGGCGCCGCAAUGACGCAGCAACAGGCGACAAACUUCCAGGACAUCAUAGCGGAGCUCGCAGCGAAGAGCAGGCCCGCCGUUGAUGCCUCCUCCUCCUCAUCCUCCUCCGAGUUAUCGCUCGAAAGCUCCCCUUCGAAGUCCGCCAGGAACGAGGGAGAUGUGAAUCGCGGUGGUGACAAGGUAGGGUUGCGGCUGGCGGCGGAGGAAGCGCCGGCGGCGUGGCCGUGCUGUGAGGCGGAGAGUCAGCCGUACAGCCGGCUAUCAGACUGCAGCAGCAUGACACAGGUGAGCCACGUGAACAACAACCACAGCGGCGGCAGCUCGUUCUCCGUCUCCGACUCCGAGUCAGACCUCAGCCUGAGCGGAUCGAGCUCGGCGAAGGGCGUUGCCAACAAGGUGAAGUUCUUCAAUGCGAGGCAGCGGGUUCUGGCGUCGUUCCGGGGCUCGGACGCCGAGAUGAAGCAGCCGGAGUGGCAGAGUAAUGGCAGUGUGCUACACGGGAGGCUGGGCAACGGCGAUAGGUACAGCAUCGGCGAUGGCAGCCCCGUGGAGGGCGUGUCGCUGGGCUUCCCUGGCCAGAUGAACAUAAAGGAGAAUCCAAGCGCGCGCUUUGAGGAGGAGAACAUCGACUCGAUCAAAGAGCACCUGUCUCAGUACAGCCACCAGACGGAAUCUAACCACAUGGUAACCGUGGAGACGCAUAAACUGUUUGUAGAAGGCAACCAGGUGAAAAGGCUUGAGACUAGGAUAGAGAAUAGGGUAGUGAGUGGUGACAGUAACAGUCGCUGCAACACCCCAAAAUUCACUGACUCCAAAGCUGUGCUUGAAAAUUACGAGUCCCUAAAGUGGGUAUGUAGUUGGAUUUGGCAUGCACUAGCACAAUUGAACUCUUUCUUUUGGUGUAUUUGGUGCCUUUAUAGAUUUUUUUUUAAUUUGCAAGAUUUUAAGCAGUCGUAGGAUAUUUAUUUUCUUAGAUAUAGCAUGCCGUUUUAAUGCGUUUGCUCAGCCGAUUAUUUCAGCUUGGCAAAAACUUAUUUGGUAUCUGUAACAGUAUGUACA